Messenger RNA from Sus scrofa (pig), 6631 nucleotides. The record is from RefSeq and is a predicted model, not a curated record. NCBI's taxonomy places the organism in Eukaryota, Metazoa, Chordata, Mammalia, Artiodactyla, Suidae.
CAGAUUCGUUAACCACUGCGCCACGGCGGGAACUCCUGUUUGUGUGUUUUUAAGACAUUAUUGUUACAAUUAUUAUGUUAUUACUUUGCCAUAAUUUCCUCAGCUAGAGAUUGAAUCUAAGCUGCAGCUGGGACCUCUGCAUAGCUACGGCAACACGAAAUCCUUUAUUUUAUUUAUUUAAUUUUUUUUUGUCUUUUUAGGGCUGCAUUGGUGGCAUGUGGAAGUUCCCAAGCUAGGGGUCAAAUUGGAGCUACAGCCGCUGGCCUACACCACAGCUCACAGCAAUGCUGGAUCCUUAACCCACUGAGCGAGGCCAGGGAUCGAACUUGCGUCCUCAUGGAUACUAGUCAGAUUCGUUUCCGCUGAGCCAUAACAGGAACUCCCACACGAGAUCCUUUAACCCACUGUGCCGGGCCAGGGAUUGAACCCGCAUAUCCACAGCAGCCCGAGAUGCUAAAGUCAGGUUCUUAACCCACUGCGCCACAGUGAGAACUCCAAGAUUCAAUUUUUUUUUUUUUUUUAGAGUGGUUUUGGGUUCACAGCAAAACUGAGGAGGUACAGAAGCUCCCCGCCCCCGCCACCGGCCUCCUCUCCACAAGCACAGUCUCCCCCGUGAUCAACAGCCCAGAGCGGGAUGCUUCUUACAACUGAUAAACCUACGCCGACAUCUUAGUCACCCCAAAUCCACAGUUUACAUUAAGGUUCACCUGGUGCUAUACAUUUUGGGGUUUGGAAAGACACAUGAUCUACCACCAAGAUCAUACAGUGUUUUCUUGGACCUAAAAACCCUAUGCUCAGAGUUCCCUUGUGGCUCAGCAGGUUAAGGAUCCCAUGUUGUCACUGCUGUGGCUCUGGUUACUGCAGUAGCGCAGGUUCAAGCCCUGGCUCAGGAACUCCCACAUGCUCUGGCUAAAAAGGAUAUUCAUGCUCCCCCCACCCCACCAAACCCCUGAUUUUUUUUACUGUCGCCAUGGUUUUGUCUUUGCCAUGAUGUUUUGAAAGGAUCCCUUUGUGGUCAGUUGCAGCAAGAGCAGGGAGCUGGAAGAUGGCCCCCCGGGGACCUGGAAGAAGGGUCCCCCAUCAGAAGGCCUUGGCUCAGGGGGUUCAUGACAAGAAGACCAGGAGGUGGCCUGGGUGGAGCAGAAGGAAAACCUAGAUGCUGUCUGCAGAGGCAUCGAGAGGGAGCUGGGGCGGACGGGUUUACAAGUGGGAGGGACGGUGAUGGACUGGAGGGGAGCUGGGACCGGGGGUUCAGCACAGCCUCUCCGACUAGGUUUCACUUUGGCGGAGGCCGGGAGGGAUAAGCCGAUGGAAGCUGGGUCUCAGGUUUGUCCACGUAGGGUGGACGCCCAAGGCUGGAGCCGGGUGAGGAAGCUGGUGCUCAGCGAUCCCGCCAAGGCGAGGGAGGGCGCGGAGCAGGGCACUGAACCCAAGGUGAGCCCAGGCAGGCGGGGCUGGCGAGGCCCUGAGGGACAGAGCAGGGGGAGCAAAGGCACUGCCCAGAGGGGUGCAGCUGCGCCCUCUUGCGGCCGCCGGGUUCGCCCGGCGAGCGCAGGGAGAGGAGGGAGCGAGGCGGCGUUCCGGCCGAGCUGCUCUGGGUCGGUCAGUGCCCCUGUACCCGCCAGCCAGGCCACCCCAGCGCUGCCCCCCUGUCGCCUCGAGGAUCUGGACGAAUCAACAUCUCUCUCCCUUCCGGGCUUCCUCUCCCCCCACUCUUCAGUGCAACGGUCAAGGACGAACCUGGGCUCAAGUCCAGCCGCCAUGGACACAGGUGCCUCGGGCUCCUGCAGGGUCACAGAACCCGCUCGCUGGUGGGCGUGGGCUGCGUCCUCCCGCCUCUGGGGGGGGGGCGCCCCUCCCCCUCCAAAGGUCACAACCAGUAGCAAAAAAACCCGAAAAAAAAAAAAUAAACUUAAGCGCUUGGGUAAAAAUUAAAUGGGCGGCAGCAGAUAGGUUCCAAAGUCCCACAGGUGGGGGGUGGGGAGGGGGAGCAGGCGUGGGCGAUGCACCUAAGCCCCGGCUCUGGGCUUUCUCCGCUGAUCCUGGUGGCCUGGUCUGGUAAAUGCUGACACCUCCCACCUCAGUGUCCUGGGGCAGCACCAGAGGAGCCCCAGCCCCAAGCCGUCCCUAGCCUGCCAGUAGGGUGGACUUGAAUGUCCACAGACCCAUCCAGCCUUGGCACCAAGGACUGCCCUGGGGGCCCGUAGAGCUGCCCCCGGGGACCAGAACCCCCAGACUUGGGAACCCUCUGUCUCCAACCAGUUCAGCCCCCCGUCGGGAGGGGCACUGGGGAGAUCAAAGCUGGUGAGGGGCAGAGCCCACCCCGGCACUCCCCCUGCAGAGGCCGGACGGGGCGCGGCACAGGCCCGGUCGCCUCCCGCUCCUGGCCGGGCACGUGGGCCGGGUCCGCGGUAGCCGCACAAGGGCCUCAUUCACCGCGCGCCAGCGUCUGGGGAGGCCGCACCAGGAGCCCCCUCAUCCCUGGGCCUGAGCGCGUGCGCCGCGAGGACCAAGCAGCGCCCAGCCUGGACAGAAAGGGCUCCGGACGACGUGGCUGCAGCGGAGGCAGCUCCCGCUGUGGAGUGGAGGCGUGGGACCACGUGAGCGGACGCCCGACUCCAGGGUCUCGUUGGGAGACUUGCAGGCACAAGACAGGUAGGGUUUAAACAGCCCUCAAUCACAUGCCUGGACCCGGAGGGGCUGGCUGAGCUUCGAGGUGUCUGGGGGCCCUGCCUGGUGAGGUCUUCGGAGGAAGGGAACAGCUCUCAUAAUGUCCCCCGAAGGGCAGGCCUGCCGUUUAGCCCACAGCUCACGCCAGGCCGGAGCCAGGUCCAUCAUCCACAGCCCCGGUGCUGGGCAGUGCCCACUGCCAGGGUGACCAGGCUCUCAGGAGCAGAGAGGGGGACGUCAAGAGCUGAGUCUUAGCUAAGCUCACAGGUCCGCCUGGCUGCCCUCGACGGCGGACAGUGGCGCGUGUGUUCCACGUGUGCCCGUGUGGUCUGAGACUCACGCUGCGGAGUGGGGUCCGCGGUCCCAGGACGCCCCAGGCGGGGACAGGCUCUGUUCACCCCAACCCCCUCCAGGCGGCGGCAGAGGUGAUGGAGGAGCCACCAGAGCGAACAGGGCGCUUCAGAAGGGGGAGCAGAGGGGCGUCUGGUGCGGGCACUGGGUGAUGGAGCCGCGCCUGGAUGGGACUGCCUGGGAGCCAUGGCGUUGGGGCGGCCACUGCAGCCUGUGUCUCGGUGACGUCCUCUGACAGGUCCUGACGGGACACUGACACAUCUGGCCACCCCACCCACUUCAACUCACUUUGCAGGUUGUCCGGGGGCGGCCGUGCCCCAGGAUGGAAGAGUCCCCAGAGUGCGCACCGCAGGGCCGGGGCCCAGUGCUGGUCCGCCGGCGGCCCCCGGAGCGCCCAGGCCUGCGUGAGGCUCUGAAGGCCAGGCUGCGGCGGGGCUGCACGUGCAGCGUGCAGGGGGCCUGGGCGCUGCUGCAGGGCCUGUUCCCUGCCAUGCACUGGCUCCGGCGCUACCGGGCGAGGGAGGACCUGGCAGGCGACGUCAUGUCGGGGCUGCUCAUCGGUAUCAUCCUGGUGCCGCAGGCCAUCGCCUACUCGCUGCUGGCCGGGCUGCAGCCCGUCUACAGCCUCUACACGUCCUUCUUUGCAAACCUCAUCUACUUCCUCAUGGGCACCUCGCGCCACGUCUCGGUGGGCAUCUUUAGCCUGCUCUGCCUCAUGGUGGGCCAGGUGGUAGACCGGGAGCUCCUGCAGGCCGGCUUCGACCCUGCCCAGGACGGCCCGGGGCCCGAAGCCAACAGCAGCGCCCCCAAUGCCUCAGCCACCACACUGGCGCUCGGGCUGCAGGACUGCGGGCGGGACUGCUACGCCAUCCGCGUCGCCACUGCCCUCACGCUGGUGGCCGGGAUUUACCAGGUCCUCAUGGGCAUCCUCCGGCUGGGCUUCGUGUCCGCCUACCUCUCACAGCCUCUGCUGGACGGCUUCGCCAUGGGGGCCUCGGUGACCAUCCUGACCUCGCAGCUCAGGCAUCUGCUGGGUGUGCAGGUCCCACGGCACCAGGGCCCAGGCCUGGUGAUCAGCACGUGGCUGAGCCUCCUGCGUGGCGCUGGGCAGGCCAACCUGUGCGACCUGCUCACCAGCGCCGUGUGCCUGACCGUGCUGCUGGCCGCUAAGGAGCUCUCGGACCGCUGUCGGCACCGCCUGAAGGUGCCGCUGCCCGCAGAGCUGCUGGUCAUCGUGGUGGCCACGCUUGCGUCCCACUUCGGGCGCUUCCACCAGCGCUUCGGCUCCAGCGUGGCUGGUGACAUCCCCACUGGUUUCGUGGCCCCACGGGUGCCAGACUUGGGGCUGAUGUGGCGUGUGGCGCCGGAUGCCGUGUCACUGGCCCUCGUGGGUUCUGCCUUCUCCAUCUCGCUGGCGGAGAUGUUCGCCCGCAGCCACGGCUACUCCGUGCGUGCCAACCAGGAGCUGCUGGCCGUGGGCUGCUGCAACGUGCUGCCCGCCUUCUUCCACUGUUUCGCCACCAGCGCCGCCCUGGCCAAGAGCCUGGUGAAGACGGCCACCGGCUGCCGCACGCAGGUGUCCAGCGUGGUCAGUGCCGCCGUGGUGCUGCUGGUGCUGCUGGCACUGGCACCGCUGUUCCGGGACCUGCAGCGGAGCGUGCUGGCCUGCAUCAUUGUCGUCAGCCUGCGGGGGGCACUGCGCAAGGUGAGGGACGUCCCUCGGCUGUGGCGGCUCAGCCCAGCCGACGCUCUGGUCUGGGUGGCCACUGCUGCCACCUGCGUGCUGCUCAGCACCGAGGCCGGGCUGCUGGCCGGCGUCCUCCUCUCCCUGCUCAGCCUGGCCGGCCGCACACAGCGCCCACGGGCCGCCUUGCUCGCCCGCGUCGCGGAUUCCAGCUUCUACGAGGAUACCGCGGAGUUCGAGGGCCUGGUCCCCGAGCCUGGCGUGCAGGUGUUCCGCUUCGCAGGGCCACUCUACUACGCCAACAAGGACUUCUUCCUGCAGUCACUCUACCGCCUCACCGGGCUGGACGCGGGGCGCGCAGCCUCCAGGGGGAGGGAGCGGGGCCCGGGGGGGCAGGGGGGCCGAGGAGAGCCUGUCGAGAGCAGGGACCUGGGCCCUGUGAGCAGCGCGGCCGCGCUGGUGCCCACGGCGACCUGCUUCCAUGCGGUGGUCGUGGACUGCGCCCCGCUGCUGUUCCUGGACGCCACUGGCCUGGCCACGCUUCAGGACCUGCGCCGGGACUACGGGGCCUUGGGCAUCAGUCUGCUCCUGGCCUGCUGCAGCCCCUCGGUGACCGACACCCUGAGGCGAGGCGGCUUCCUGGGGGAGGAGCCUGGGGACGCGGCCGAGGAGGGGCAGCUGUUCCACAGCGUGCACAGCGCUGUGCUGGCGGCCCGAGCCUGCCACGGGGAGCCCGCGGCCACCGAUUCCACCCUCUAGAAGAGCCAGCGCUGCCACCAGCCUCCAUGCACACCAUCAGUCCCUGCAGUCUCGCUGUCCCCACCCUGCAGGCACCAGGGAACCCCAAGUGGGACGGGGAGGCCGGCGAUGUGAACACACUAAGGGCCCAGGCACUCAGGAAACCACAGCCGCACCUCUGAGACAGGCGGUGCCACAUUGGGCCCAGUGCUGGGCGGCCGCGGUCCAUGGAGCUGGGGUGACACUCAGUCUCCUGUCUCACUUGAACAAGGACCUCGAGGCAGUCACCCAGCCUCCAAGGUGCCAGAAGGACAUUGGUCCCUUGGCCCGCCAGCCCCCACCCCAGCAGGUGAGAGCUGGCAGCCCUGGCCAGGGGCCUGAGGGUCUCUGUGGCUCUGGAAACCCAGCAGUACACAAAAACAAUGCACACAUUUCUCACACCUCCUGCCUCAGCCCCACUGGCCUUGCAGGGCCCUAGGCAGCUGUGACCGACACAACCUCAGCCUGGCCCUUGGCACGGCGUCCCUGCACGGCCUGACCUUUGAGCACACAGCACGGCGCAUGGGUGCCCUCCCGCUGUCAUGGGGUCAGCUGCGCCUCCAGGGUGGCCUCCAGCAGGAGACCAGUGUGCCCGAUGCAGAGGUCCCCCCAGCACCACGGCGCCGGUGGAGCCGGACGGCGUCCUCCGUUCUCCCCUCCCUGCAGGACACUCAGCCAAGAGGCGGAGGGGCCGUGGCUCCUUGGAGCAGGAGUCCCCAGCCCCGGUGCCCCCACCCAGGGCCCCAUACUGCACUGUCCACACCCAGGCGCCACCCCUCUCCGUCUCAGCCUUCAUCUCCAGACCACGGGCUGUGCCCAGAGGCCCCCGGGCCGCCCAUUCCUCCAUCACCCACCUGGCUGUGACAAGGCCCAGCAGCCAGUGGGCCCGAACCUGCUGGAUGCCACCAUGAGGGACGGCGCCCACGUAGGCCAGGUUGAGCUGCUGGUCCCAGCUGAGGUCAUACCGGUGAGCCUGGCUGUGCGGCAGGGGAGGACUGGGCACGAAACAAGGGGGAGCGGGGGUGUUAGUCCUGAGGGCAGGGCCAGUGCAGCUGCCUCGGCACCCCCACAAGUUCAGGGCUGAGACUGGCGUGUCCCCUGGUCAGUUUUACUGUCCUGAUGUAAUAAAAAGACCUCUGACGUCAGGAA